Messenger RNA from Kuraishia capsulata CBS 1993, 1095 nucleotides. RefSeq lists its product as uncharacterized. Gene Ontology annotation, biological process: translation. Gene Ontology annotation, molecular function: structural constituent of ribosome; RNA binding. Bases 1 to 1095 code for a protein of 364 amino acids. Gene Ontology annotation, cellular component: ribosome; cytosolic large ribosomal subunit. The transcript has a single exon. Lineage: Eukaryota; Fungi; Ascomycota; Pichiomycetes; Pichiales; Pichiaceae. The record is from RefSeq and is a predicted model, not a curated record.
AUGUCUACCCGCCCAACUGUUUCCGUCGUCUCCGUCUCCGGUGAGACCACCUCUGCCGCUUUGCCGCUCCCAGCCGUCUUCAAGGCCCCAAUCAGAGGUGACAUUGUCCACUCUGUCUUCACCAAGGUGAACAAGAACAAGCGUCAAGCUUACGCCGUUGCCGAGAACGCCGGUCACCAGACCUCUGCCGAGUCCUGGGGUACUGGUAGAGCUGUUGCCCGUAUUCCAAGAGUUGGUGGUGGUGGAACCCACCGUUCGGGCCAGGCCGCCUUCGGUAACAUGUGCCGUGGAGGUCGUAUGUUCGCUCCAACCAAGAUCUGGAGAAGAUGGCACAUCAAGGUGAACCACAAUGAGAAGCGUUACGCUACUGCUUCUGCCAUUGCUGCCACCGCCGUCCAAUCCCUUGUUUUGGCCAGAGGCCACAGAAUCGAGCAGAUCUCUGAGAUCCCAUUGGUUGUCUCCUCCGACUUGGAGUCCGUCAAGAAGACCAAGGAGGCUGUCGCCGCCUUGAAGGCUGUUGGUGCCCACAAGGACAUCAUCAAGGUGUUGAAGUCCAAGAAGUUGCGUGCCGGUAAGGGUAAGUUGAGAGGCAGAAGAUUCACCCAGAGAAAGGGACCUUUGGUUGUCUACUCUGAGGACAACGGUUUGGUCAAGGCCUUCAGAAACAUUCCAGGUGUCGAGACCGCCAACGUCAAGUCCUUGGGUUUGUUGCAAUUGGCUCCAGGUGCUCACUUGGGUAGAUUCAUCAUCUGGACCGAGGGUGCCUUUGCUGCCUUGGACUCUGUCUACGGUUCCGAGACCACCACCUCCUCCAAGUCUGGCUACACCUUGCCAUCCAACAUCAUCUCCAACACCGAUGUCACCAGAUUGAUCAACUCUGCUGAAAUCCAGGCUGUUGUCAGACCAGCUGGCCAGGCCACCCAGAAGCGUACCCACGUCUUGAAGAAGAACCCAUUGAAGAACAAGCAGGUUCUUUUGCGUCUUAACCCAUACGCCAAGGCUUUCUCCGAGAAGAAGCUUGGUUCCGUUAAGGUUGCUGCCUCCAAGGAGAAGCCAUCCAAGGGUGCCUUCACUGAGGUCUUGAAGUCUGCUUAA